GAAAAGCGUUCAAGGACAUGGCCACUGGGUCAAUCUCUUGCUACUGUAUUUUUUUCUUGGUUGUGUUUGCAGCAUCCGGAGCAAGCACAGAUUGCCCUGAAAACUGCAAUGGACAUGGACCACCCAUUAGAUUUCCUUUCCGUCUUAAAAAUAGCCACCCUGAUUGUGGCUAUCCCGGUUUUGAUCUAUCUUGCACCAUCAGAAACGAGACGGUUUUGGAGCUGCCAUUUUCAGUGAAGCUUUUUGUCUCGAAAAUCGAUUACAGAUCCCAAAAGCUUCUUACAUAUAACCCAAAUGAUUGCCCCCCAAAACAUCUUCCACUCCUUAAUUUAUCAACUUCUCCAUUUCAGUUCGAAUAUAAACAUCUAGAUGACUUUACAGUAUUCAGUUGUUAUGGAGAAGAAUCUUCGCCUUGGUCAGAAUACGAUAUGUCCUGCUUAGAUAAUGAUCAGGACCAUCACAUAGUUGCCCUCGACUCUCAUCGUUCAAUCGGCAACUCGCCGUCCCUGUUAUCUUGCACCAAGCUGUAUAACGUUUCUUCAGUCCCCUAUCAUAUGUUCCUUCCAAAAGGAGAUUUUAGUUUCAGCUGGUCUACACCAAAUUGUAGAAUGUGUGAAGCAGAAAGAAAGUUAUGCAAGUUGACGCAGAAUAGUUCUGAACCUGAAAUUGAGUGCUCAGUUAACCACGAAGACUGGAGCGGUGCAAUAAUGAGAAGGAAGAUCAUAGGUGCAGCACUGGUCCUGGGCUUAUUUUUUCUUGGACUAGUUGUUGCAAUCUACGAUAUUCAUAGAUCAAACAAAGCCGAAAAGGAAAACCAGAAAAGAGUGAAAAAAUUUUUAGAGGACUACAAAGCUCUCAAGCCCACAAGGUAUACUUACGCUGAUAUUAAGAGAAUUACCAAUCGAUUCAAGGACCUGCUGGGUCAAGGAGCUUAUGGAACUGUGUACAAAGGGAAGUUGUCCUGUGAAAUUCUAGUAGCUGUUAAGGUGCUCAAUAGUUCCAUAGGGAAUGGGGAAGAGUUUAUAAAUGAAGUGGGUACAAUGGGUAGAAUCCACCAUGUUAAUGUAGUUCGCUUGGUUGGUUUUUGUGCUGAUGGAUUUAGAAGAGCUCUAGUUUAUGAGUAUUUACCAAAAAAUUCACUUGAAAAGUUCAUCUCUUCAGCUGACAUGAAAAAUAAUUUUCUGGGUUGGAAGAAGCUGCAAGAUAUUACUCUUGGCAUAGCAAAAGGGAUGGAAUAUCUUCACCAGGGGUGUGAUCAACGAAUCCUGCAUUUUGAUAUCAAACCUCACAAUAUCUUGCUAGACGACAACCUGAAUCCGAAAAUUUCAGAUUUUGGUAUGGCUAAGUUGUGUUCCAAGGAUCAAAGUGCAGUUUCCAUGACAGCAGCUAGGGGCACAAAGGGCUACAUUGCACCAGAAGUGUUCUCCAGGAACUUUGGAAACGUGUCCCAUAAGUCGGACGUCUAUAGCUUUGGAGUAUUGGUGCUUGAAAUGGUGGGAGGGAGGAAGAAUGUUGAAGUUAUGGCCGAGAGUUCAAGCCAAAUCUAUUUUCCGGAGUGGAUGUAUAAUCUAUUAGAGAGAGGAGAAGACCUGAGAAUCUAUAUUGAAGAAGAGGAAGAUGCAAAUAUUGCAAAGAAACUUGCAAUUGUUGGGCUCUGGUGCAUUCAGUGGCAUCCAAUCCAGCGUCCUUCUAUGAAAGUGGUGCUUCAUAUGUUGGAAAGAGGAGAGAAUUUAAGCAUUCCUCCCAAUCCUUUCGCCUCCACAAGCACCAAAAGAACAAAUGCGGUGCCCGGAAGACGCCGGCACCAGGAAUUAGAGGUCAUCUCCGAAUUAGAAUGAGCCUGCAACUUGUUAAAGCCUCUUUUGCUAGAUUUGCCUUUUUUUUUUUUUUUCCUGAUCUCUUGUGUAUUGAUUUGUAUACUUCUUGGAUGUGCAUUUGUAAGUCAUAACCAUAAUCCUUGUUAGAGUCUGUGAAUCAGCCGGGCCCGAACUGGCCCAAAUAACUUUUGGACCCACUUUUCACGUGGUCCAAAAUAAUUAACCCAAGUUAUUUA
This is a messenger RNA of Manihot esculenta (cassava), 2053 nucleotides long. RefSeq names its product rust resistance kinase Lr10. Gene Ontology annotation, biological process: protein phosphorylation. The transcript has 3 exons. Gene Ontology annotation, molecular function: polysaccharide binding; protein kinase activity; ATP binding. The record is from RefSeq and is a predicted model, not a curated record. Bases 18 to 1838 code for a protein of 606 amino acids. NCBI's taxonomy places the organism in Eukaryota, Viridiplantae, Streptophyta, Magnoliopsida, Malpighiales, Euphorbiaceae.